GGUACCGGGAUACUGGGAAUGGAAACGGGAACGGGAACGGCGCUCCAUGGCCGAUCCCAUCCCGGUUCCCGUGGGAAUCCUGCGGCUCCCGCGGGGCCCCGACAGCUCCGGCGCCCGCGGCUUCUCCCGGGAUUGGCGGCAUUCCCGGGAUGCGGAGGAUUCCCGGGAUAAUAAUUCCCGGGAUAAUUCCCGGGAUUUCGGCGCUGUCCAGCGCGCCCGGGCCGCGCUCCGGGAGCGAUUCCUGCGGCUCCUGGGAUCCGCCCGGGGCCGCCGGACGCGAUUUUCCCUCUGGAGCGGGAUCCUGCUGGACGCGGAGUUCGGGGCCGCCGAUGUGGAAUCCGGAGCCUUCCAGGUGGAUUCUCUGCAGACCCCGCUGGGGAUCCAGGGCUCGGCUCUGCUGCGCUCCGGGGACGUCCUGGAAUUCUCCUUCCCUCUGGAAUGAGGCCCUGGAAUUCCCUGGAAUGAGGCCCUGGAAUUCCCUGGAAUCAGCCCCUGGAAUUCUCCUUCCCUCCGGAAUCAGCCCCCGAGGGAAUAAACGGAUUUUUCCUGCUUU
Molecule: messenger RNA, 553 nt
Organism: Pseudopodoces humilis (Tibetan ground-tit)
Lineage: Eukaryota; Metazoa; Chordata; Aves; Passeriformes; Paridae
Source: RefSeq, a predicted model, not a curated record